UUUACAACUUAAAAGUAGUUUUAAAGUAGGUUUUCUUGUAAUAUAAUAUUUUUAUAAUGUGAAACAGCUGCCUUUUACUUAUAAGGGAUAUAAGGGAUCUGAAUUCUUCUUACAGUAACAACCUCUUCUCAGAUUGUAUACGCUGUAUAUUAUAUUUCCAUAAUUAUCAAUGAUUUAAGCAGUAUAUUAUUGCUGGACCUGGUGGAAAUGGAGCUGGAUGGUAGGAAGCAGGGAAUAGAUGAAAAAUAUCUAUAACUCAAAUUUGAGGAGAAACUGGAUCCUGCAGCAGAGUGAAAUCACAGCUUGGACACAUAUACCUGUCGGUUCCACAGAGGGGUGAGGAGAAAAGAGAAAACAAGGAAAAUUAUGAGAUUUAUAUGAAGAGACUGAAGAGGAAGUGCCACACACCUGGCAGCAGUUGGUGGCAAAGUUAUAGAGAGUAGGAGUUGUGCAUGUGUGGCAGUUUAAAGAUAAGACAGCUCUCCACAAAUAAGGAGAAUUUAAACCUGUGCGUUGGACCUGCCACACUCUACUUAUUAUAACACAGCUGGGAGGCGAAGGGGGAAAGAGCCAGGGUGAAAAUAAGAGAGAGAGAAAGACAGAGGAAGAAAUAAGAAGAAAAGACCGGAGCAGUGUCAAGAGUGGAGAGGCAACAGAAACAUAUGGUAUUCAAACUACUUUGGAAGGACUUCCUGCUGAGAGUUGAAGCAUCAUCAUCAUUUCAAAGUCACUGUGUUCAUCCUUUUCUCGUAACAGACGCACAGGACUCACUGUCACAGGAUUAAAAGGUCUUCAGUUAAAGGGGAAGUAUCUCAUCAUGGCCCCUCCCUCUCUGUUGAUGCUGCUCAUGGUGGUUGCUGUGGUAACUGGGGCCCGUGCAGCCAGCGAGGAUAAUGAACUGGAUUAUGGGUACUGGAACUACAGAGAGGGCGCCGACAGUGUGAAUGUGGCCUCAGUCCGCAGUGUGACCAGAGUUUUGGACGCAUGGGGAAAACGCAUCUUCCGUGAGAUCAAGACUCUGCUGCACUCUCAGCCCAACACACUGCUGCCAGACUACUCCAGGGUGCGCCCUCUGUCCGAGUCCGUCAACGACCUGUUCAGAGAAGUCUCCCUGCUGCGCAAGCGCAUCACGGAGCUCUCCAAUCGCCUAGCAACCCUGGAACCGUUCCUCCGUCGCCACGGCUACCGAGAGGUGGGGGACGAGAGGACGCGAGGCGACCGGGCGCAUGCACCUCAGAUCCUUAGAGGAGAGGUCGCGAGCCUGGCCCAGUACACCGGGAGGACCCCACCGAGAGGGAGUCGGGUGGUGAGGAGGAGACGGGUGAGAGUGAAGAACGGGGGAUUGAAGCUGAUUCAAAGAGAGAUAGACACACUGACACACUGAGAACUCCUGCAUACAGGGGCGCCGCCAGAAAUCUUGGGCCCCAUGAAAGAUUUCAAUUUAGGCCCCCCCCCCCAAAAAACCCAAAUAAUAAAAAAAUCCACAACUGUCUGAAUUACACUGAAUAGACUGUUGCCUUAAAAUGAAAAUGCCAUGAUAUAUGGAACAUAUCUAUAUAUUUUAACAGAUCAAAUGAUUUAUUUCAUUUCAAAAACUUAAACAAGACAAUACUAUUAAAAUAAUAUUGAUAGCCCUCAAAGGGCCCCUGUCAGUGCUGGGCCCUUAGAAUCGUCCUAACCUUCCCCCCCCCUGGCGGCACCCAUGCCUGCAUAUAUUAUAUAAUAUACGUAGAUCAUUUUUUAUAUAAAAUACAUAUGCCGUAAAUGUAACAUAAUACUGCUUGUCCUAUAAAAUCAUUAUUAUUCUGGUUUGGAUAUGUCAACAAAUAACGUUAUAAUUAUUGACACACUGACAGAGAGAACUCCUGCAUAUGUUAUACAAAUAUAUAUUAUUUUAUAUAAAAUACUUAUAUCUAUAUCACAUUGACAUUACAUAACCUAUACACUGAGUGUCCUAUGAGAUCAUGAUUAUGCUUGUUUGUAUUAGUCAAUAAAUAACUUUUUUUUAA
This is a messenger RNA of Eleginops maclovinus (Patagonian blennie), 2009 nucleotides long. RefSeq lists its product as uncharacterized. The transcript is spliced from 5 exons. Lineage: Eukaryota; Metazoa; Chordata; Actinopteri; Perciformes; Eleginopidae. Bases 818 to 1384 code for a protein of 188 amino acids. The record is from RefSeq and is a predicted model, not a curated record.